GAAACAUUGGGUCUAUCAACACCGUGCCUAAGGGUGAUAUUUCUUCUAUAAAUACACAGCUACUCAUCUCAUCUGGAGGCCAUAGAAAAGGUCCUCAUCAACCCAAGCUCUUUUGCCGAAAGGAAGAACAACGAAGUCUCGGCUCUUAAUCUUUGGGCAGCCAGCAACAUGUUAUCCAUAUUACGCAAAGCCCGCCUAAAGGAUAAAGAGAUGCGAGUACUCAUGUUAGGUCUUGACAAUGCCGGAAAGACGACAAUUGUCAAACAGAUUAUGGGUGAAGAUGUGAACACUGUUAGCCCAACGCUUGGGUUUAUUAUCAAGACGAUUGACUACGAAGGAUACAAGCUCAACAUCUGGGACGUGGGUGGCCAGAAGACGCUGCGGUCAUACUGGCGGAAUUAUUUCGAAAAGACAGACGCCUUGAUCUGGGUCGUGGACACAACAGAUCGGUUACGAAUAGACGACUGCAGAGAGGAACUCCAUGGCCUGCUGGAAGAAGAGCGCUUGGCGGGAGCCUGCUUGUUGAUAUUUGCAAACAAGACGGAUGUGGAUGGGUGCAUGACCGAAGAGGAGGUUGUUACGUUGUUGCGGUUGAACGAUAUACGGACGCAUCAAUGGCACGUUUUGCCGUCGUCGGCCAUGACGGGGAAGAAUCUCAACCAGGGCAUGUCGUGGGUGGUGGAGGACGCGAAGAAGCGGCUUUUCUUGUAUUAGGAUGACUGUGAUUGAAAGAACCGAGGGGAGGUUGCUGACGGAGCGUGAAGCCCUGCUCCAUGUACUCGUAUUUACUUGAUUGAAGCAUCGCAUUUUACGUACGGAUAUAGAACUGGGCCGCGGGACAGGUCCCAGGGAGUCGGGUAGUAAUAUUACAUAGCCAGCAACCCAGUGACUGAUGGUAAACCACUUCAUCAGUGUUGUACUACCACCAUUCACUUCUUGUCCCUGAUGUUAU
Molecule: messenger RNA, 952 nt
Organism: Trichoderma harzianum CBS 226.95
Lineage: Eukaryota; Fungi; Ascomycota; Sordariomycetes; Hypocreales; Hypocreaceae
Exons: 6
Coding region: 169-714 (181 amino acids)
Biological process (GO): protein folding
Cellular component (GO): microtubule cytoskeleton; cytoplasm
Molecular function (GO): GTP binding; GTPase activity
Source: RefSeq, a predicted model, not a curated record